GUCAUCUGGCAGCACUGUCAGCCAGCUGAUUCCGGCUAGCGAUUGGAAUAAGUAAAUAUUUUUAUAAUCCUUGACGAGAUGGUGCGUGUUGGCCUGCAGAUCUCCGCCACACUGGAGAAUAUAGAUAAGCUGGAGACCAGCCACCCCGACUACCCCUUCUUUGUGAAGCUCACGUGUACCAACUGCGGAGAUAAGUCGGACAAGUGGCAUGACAUCACCGAGUCGGAGCGCGUGGACAGGACAGGACAGACACGCAAUGCAGCCGGUUCCAAUUUCGUUAUGAAGUGCAAGAUGUGUGGGCGCGAGAAUAGCAUUGACAUCGUGGAAAAGUCAAAUGUCGCCUAUACUGCCGACGAUGCCGGUCACUUCAAGACCAUAGUCGUCUUUGACUGCCGGGGCGUGGAGCCGGUGGAGUUCUCGCCCCGAGCUGGAUGGCGCGUCUCCUCAUCAGAGAAUGGUCAGUCCUUUGAGGAUGUCGACCUGUCUGAUGACGAUUGGGUGGAUUACGACCAGAAGAAUAAUAACUCUGUGGGCGUCUAUGAGUUCGCAUCAAAGUUUAUCAAGCUUAAGAAGUGAUAUGCACAGGAGGUUUCUCGGUGGUUUCUAUAAGAGUGUAAAUUCUGAUAUCUACUAUGCCCAAAACGAGCGAUGUAAUUACUUUAUAUCAAACACAAUAUGAUUAUAUUGAACAUAGCCAGGAAUCGGUUAUGGAUAAUACCGAUUUUUUAAACUAAAACUUUUUAAAGGCUUUUGGGAACCACAAUAUUGGACAUAUCCAUAUACAGUCGAAUCCCGAUAAUUCGUAC
Molecule: messenger RNA, 806 nt
Organism: Drosophila serrata
Lineage: Eukaryota; Metazoa; Arthropoda; Insecta; Diptera; Drosophilidae
Product: UPF0587 protein GA18326
Molecular function (GO): zinc ion binding
Source: RefSeq, a predicted model, not a curated record